GCUGGUUGUGUUGUAGGCUCACUGUGGUAUAUUCUAUAUUACCUGUAGUUGGGAUCUUCAUGGCCUUGGUCUCGACAUUACAUUCAUGGACUCGACACGGACACUAUUACAACAAUUAUAGAUACUUAUUGUUAUUUUUCCAUCAAGAACUAGCUUCUGUCUCUGCAAUCAACCUUCGUACAACUUACGGUCGUGAUUGAUUCAUCUUCAGACACUCAAGCUAAAAGUACUGAACAAAAUUGUUAUUAAUAUUUUCACAGUAGAAGAGGAAUACCAGAGGAGGCGUUAAUAUAGAUACUUUCACUAGAAAUUCAUUAAGAGAAGCGAAUAAGUGUAAAAACAGUGUGGAGCGUGACUUGCUAUUCCAGUCAACAAAUCUGUUAGUCUACAAGUAGAACUGAAGCAUCGCGAACAUCAAUAUUUACUCAGGAGGCAGCACUUCUUUGAGGUAUAAUCAAACAAGUACUUGUUUAGUAGAUCCUCGAUCAGGCUCAAGCAGACAUAUAAAUAUAUUCAUAGUAUUAGCUGUUGUCUAGUACCGUUUACUACGGUAAAAAACAGAGUGUACAUGUGCCAUCAACAAACCAAAUCAAAUUUGUGUAUCUUCUAUAUGAUUGCUUGAUUGCUGCAAUCUAAAUCUUUUUCGUUUCCUGUUGUCGCGGAGAUUUGCCAAAAGACUCGCUUCAACAACUACCGCAUACUUUCUUGCGGCUCGUCUGGCUUUGUUUGACUGAGACCACUGAUAGAGUCCUCCUGGUAGUUUCCCAUGAGUUUUGAUGGUGUCGCCACUAGAGCUUGUUGCAUUUCCGUGGUUGCUUCGCAAGUACUAUACUUCUGAUUUGUGCUUCUAACUCGAUUAUAGUGUUGUCACUAUACGUAUACGGACCAUUUCUCACUAGAAGUCCAACACUCAAAACGUUUAUCAAUCAGGCACUAAGUGUGGUUCUACUGUCGUCUUGGGAAAGUUAGAUAAUAGCAAGCACAUCGUUGUGGACUGACAAAUUUUCCUUUUUAUGCUCUACAAUCCAUCGUAUAAUUGCGUUGUCGCAAGCAUACUAUUGCAGAGUUGUUAGUAGUUAACUGGGAAUACGUCGUACUGCAGCUCCUUCUCUUGUUGGGAAGACGAGCAGCCACAUUGUUGAAGAAAGGGCCGAGGUUCAGCAUCAUAUGUAUUUCUACGUCUCCGAGUAGGAGAUUUUUUUGUGAGACUGACCAACGAGAGGUCGUAUGGGGUAAUUACUUACGCCAUGGAUUUGGCUACUUUUUUUGGGAACUACUACCGCUCACGCUUUCAUGACAAGAUUAUUUUUCACGAUUAUCGACGUGAAUGCAAAACUCCUUCGCGGAUUCCGUGACAAUUUCUCCUACAACAAGUUUUGUUCCACUACCUCGAUUUUCAGAACAACAACGAAGCCACCGUAGUAUCAGUUGCCAC
Molecule: messenger RNA, 1435 nt
Organism: Amoebophrya sp. A25
Lineage: Eukaryota; Dinophyceae; Syndiniales; Amoebophryaceae
Source: the annotation of a GenBank genome assembly